Molecule: messenger RNA, 1128 nt
Organism: Platichthys flesus (European flounder)
Lineage: Eukaryota; Metazoa; Chordata; Actinopteri; Pleuronectiformes; Pleuronectidae
Product: MICOS complex subunit mic25a-like
Exons: 8
Coding region: 137-838 (233 amino acids)
Biological process (GO): inner mitochondrial membrane organization
Cellular component (GO): MICOS complex; mitochondrion
Source: RefSeq, a predicted model, not a curated record
AGUCAUAGACUGCGGGGGACCAGCAGUGACUGUGGAGGAGACUCCUGCCGCCCUCACCUCUCCCUGUGUCCCCGUGUGACCUCCGCGCUGAGGAGGCUCUGUCGCUGCCUGGCCGCUUCGCUAUCCGGCGGUGAACAUGGGAGGAACCGGGAGCCGGAGAGUGUCAUUCGGUCUGGACGAGGACGAGAAGGUCACGGUCAUCGAGGGGGUGAAGCUCUCAGAGGAUGUGCUCCGGGGGAUGAAGCAGCCUCAGGGGGCUGACAGCGACCCGCGGCCACCGUGUCCGCCAGACAGUCACAAACAACAACAGAAUCCAAAACCAACAGGACCAUCCAUCACAGAAAUGCAUGAAGAGCUGCGCAAAGACUUCGAGCGACAGCAGGCUCUGGUGCAGGAGCAGUUGGCGGGUCUGGCUCAGAGGGAGAGAGAGACGGCUGCAGCCACCGGCCUUGAUGAGCGGCUCCCCAACCUCAUCAUUGAGAAAGGGAAAGCACAUGAAGAGAGAGAGAAGGCAAAGAUGCUGGCCAGACAACUGGAGAGGAAAGAGAAGGAACUUGCCAGCAUCUCUGUCUACUAUAAGGAACAACUAGAAACACUGGAGAAAAAGAACUUUGACAUCUACAAGGAGUCGGCUGAUCAGUACAACCAGGCAGCUACCAAAGCUGAGGCUCACAUAAGGCCCCGGCAGGUUGUGUCUGUGUGCACUGAACUGCAGGCCAAAGUGUUCCAGUGCUACAGAGAAAGUCCACAGCAGACCCUGCACUGCUCCAGCCUGGCCAGACAGUACAUGACCUGCGUCCAGCAAGCUAAGAAGAGCUCGCUGACGAAUCACGGCUGAGGAACCCGGAGAAAGUAGGAGCAGGAAGAGAAGUGAAGAAAGGGGGAGCGUGUCAAAUCCGUCCAUUUCUCGCCUCCCUCUGUUCCUCUCCUAUCCAUCCAUCCAUUUCUUUAGUCUCCAUCACUGAAUAAACCCCUCCGCUCCCCCACUCAACCAUCUUUCUUGUUUUUCUGAGUGUAUUAUCUUGAUUUGUCACUCCAGAGUGUAUGAUGAGUUGAUUUAUUGUCAAGUUGCGCCGGCACAUCCCUGCCACCGCUGAAAUAAAUCCCAGUGAUCCGGCGGUGAUGAGA